This is a messenger RNA of Pristis pectinata (smalltooth sawfish), 1184 nucleotides long. RefSeq names its product peptidylprolyl isomerase H (cyclophilin H) (gene ppih). Gene Ontology annotation, biological process: protein peptidyl-prolyl isomerization; protein folding. Bases 144 to 599 code for a protein of 151 amino acids. Lineage: Eukaryota; Metazoa; Chordata; Chondrichthyes; Rhinopristiformes; Pristidae. The transcript is spliced from 9 exons. Gene Ontology annotation, molecular function: peptidyl-prolyl cis-trans isomerase activity. The record is from RefSeq and is a predicted model, not a curated record. Gene Ontology annotation, cellular component: intracellular membrane-bounded organelle.
GCGGCCAGGUGAGGGGCUGAGCGGCCCGGCCCGGCCCGGCCCUCCUGCUGGGGUGGAGCGGACCCCGGUCCCGGGCCGCUGGGAGUGCGGUCGGAGGGGGCGGGGGGGCUCGGCAGCUCCCGGCGCUGCGGGAAGUAGGCCGGAUGAAGAUUGAACUGUUUGCUGAUGUUGUGCCCAGGGUAGCAGAGAACAUCAGGCAGUUCUGUACUGGAGAAUUCAGGAAGGAUGGCGUUCCUGUAGGUUACAAGGGAAGUACAUUCCACAGAGUAAUCAAGGAUUUCAUGAUACAAGGAGGAGACUUUGUAAAUGGAGAUGGAACUGGUGUAUGUAGCAUUUACAGAGGGCCAUUUGCGGAUGAAAACUUUAAAAUAAAACACAAUGUCCCUGGUCUGUUGUCCAUGGCAAACAGUGGCCCAAAUACAAAUGGUUGCCAGUUCUUUAUUACCUGUGCUAAGUGUGAUUGGCUCGAUGGGAAGCACGUUGUUUUCGGUAAAAUAAUUGAUGGAUUGCUUGUAAUGAGGAAAAUAGAGAAUGUUCCCACUGGCCCCAGCAAUAAACCCAAGCUUCCUGUGGUGAUUGCACAAUGUGGAGAGAUGUAGGGUGAACUGAUGAGAGAAGGGCACCGGCUCUCCGCCUGACUGACAGAGACCUGCUGUGUAACCUGCAUACUUCUCACUUCCCUGUUUGCAGAAACUAGUCCUUUGUUGGUACACAUAGCUGAUCAGAGGUUUUUACUUGGGCAUGUAGAUGCUAUCCCUCUGAAAUGUUGACCCAAUCAGAAAGGAGAUUUAUGUGCUAGGUACAUCAGCUAGCUCAAGCCAUAUUUUUAUUAAUUUAGUGUAACUACUUGAUACCCAGUCUUUAUUUAAACCUCAUCAGAUGUAUCUCAACCCACCUAGUUUCAAUUAGAUACAGGCACAUGUUGGCCUUUCUCCUUCCAGGUACAAUAUUGGGUUAACUUGCGUUUGUGACAAGAUUUCAAAUCAAAGAUUUUGUUUUUUUUUUUGAAGGAGUUUGCUCUCAGUGUCAAAAUGUGAUAAUAUCAAAUCAUAAUAGAAGGUGACUUACUGCAGUUGUAAUUAACUGUGUUUUAAGUUACAGGUUCAGUUUAUUACCUUUUAAGCAGAUCUUUUUUUAAGAACUAUUGUAUGUAUUUUGUAUGCAAAUAAAUUUAAAAGCUGUAA